ACAAGGAGGAGUAUAAGAUACUUGUCUUGUUUUCAUCCAGAAACGUGCCCCCCAUCUCCCAUUAUAUCAAGCAAGCGGAAUUUACAAUUUACUUUCAUUAUUACUUUCAUGGAAUUCUUAUAAUAAUUGGAAAAUUCAUCCCUGCAUGGUAGGUUGACUCACAUGAGGUGUUCAGGUGACAGAAUCACAUUUUAGUUAAGAAAGGUAGAUCUAGUAACAAGGAUUAAACUACUUGAUAUUAAACAAUCAUGGGCCUGCCAGGUGGUUUCAGCGUCGUGCACUGUGUUGGGACAGUUCUACUUGGUAUUGGAUUGAUACUGCACAUAGUGGGACUGGCCACCCCAAGCUGGGCGUCUGGAACACGUACAGAUUCAAGAGGUGUCUCUGUUACCAAGAUGUACGGACUGUGGAAACUGUGCGAUGGAUCAGAGUGUAAAGAUUUGUCUGACUAUUCAACUAACAUCCCAGAUACAUGGAAGGCUGCAAGUGCCUUUUCUAUUCUGGGCAUGGUGGCAGGAAUAGCAGCUUUAGGUCUGGCUUGCUAUCAUUUUAUUAUGCGUGUUCUUGCUAAACCAGAAACGCAAACUUUGAAGUUCAUUAUAAUGGUAGCUGGAAUUUUAGCACUCUUGUGUGUUAUCAUCAGUACCAGUUGCUUUGGCGGAGGCGUGUAUCAGAAGUAUGAAAUGGACAAAGCGGGUUUAGACAUCGGGUACUCCCUCAUCCUGAGUGCUGUCGGUGGUAUCGUCAUCUGUAUAGGCGGAGUGGUGUUUUUUGUUGCCAGCUAGGGGGUGUGCUACUAUAAUGUCUCUUGAGUUAUGUAGUUCCCCCCCCCC
Biomphalaria glabrata is the source of this 833-nucleotide messenger RNA. RefSeq lists its product as uncharacterized. Gene Ontology annotation, cellular component: plasma membrane. The record is from RefSeq and is a predicted model, not a curated record. The transcript has 4 exons. Lineage: Eukaryota; Metazoa; Mollusca; Gastropoda; Planorbidae. Bases 249 to 785 code for a protein of 178 amino acids.